AUUUCAUUUUACAUGCAACGUGAUAUUUACUUUUUUCGUGUAUAACGAUGGAAUACUUGUGUCAUCAAGAUAACAUGUAUACAACUUUUGUUUAUCUUUUAUUUAUUUUCAGUAUCUUUUCAACAAAAGACAAUUAUUCUAUGGUGACAGCAAUGAUUUAUAAUAAUACUUCUACAACCAACGAUUCAAACAGGAGUCAAAAUAUUCGAAGUCUUCUUCAAAUUCAACAAAAUAUGCAGGAUAUUAACAAUUUUUCGAAAGAUGGUAGUGCAGUCUACAUAAAGAACAAACUUCAAGAAAACAAAAUAAAACACAAUACCGACGUAAAUGACUUGAACUAUAACAUUGUUAAUGAAGACUUGAAGUUAACUCCAGUUGAUAAAUCUCCAACAGACAACCCUCAUAUUGAGAUUUCAACAAAAUACAAAAGUAAAGAAAUUCAACCAUACAUAAAAUCUAAAAAUCGAAGCAGAUCUCUAGAUAUAUUACAAGUAACAGAAAGGCCUAUUUUACACACUUUUCAAACAGUCAAAAAUAAUGUAAGUAGCAAUAAACCCGACAUAGAAACACUACACUCCUCCCGGAGUGACAACGUUUCACAGAAUCAUACAUAUAAUACAUCAUCUGAACCAAGUCCUAAAACGAAUUCAAAGAGUGGUUCAAUAAGCAAUCAAUCAGAUACAACAGCACCAGCAUCAAGUUCAAGUGAUUCUCAAACUAAAUUGACAACUAUGAUACAAGAGACAUUGACAGCGUCUCCUAUGCCAAUGGCAGACUUUCAAUCAAACCAGUGGAUGGUCAUUCAAAAUAGCAAAAGACGUGCAAAUGAAUUUGAUACUAAUAUUAUGUUAAAUGAUUCUUCAACAAAUAGGAAAACGGCUGAUGAAUGGACAUCAUUACAAAAUGAGUCUAUUAAUAAUAUUAAUUAUAACGUUAAAAAGAAAUUUACACAUCAUUUCAUAAAACCAAAACAAAGGAAAGAAGAAGCUACAAAAUCAGCUUCUAAUCAUGUUGCAAUUGACGAAUUCAAUUACAUCACUACCAAAGCUUUUACAAAAUCACCCGUUACUUCUUUGGAAACUACAAACUAUAUUCCAAUUGUUCAAGAAACAAGUUCAAUAGUUCCAAAUCAACAACGAAACGAUAAGGAUAAAGACUUAGUAUACAAUAUACAAACGUCAUCAACAAAUGGGAAAAUGGCUGAUAAAUGGACGUCUAUAAAAAAUGAGUCUAUUAGUAAUGUUCGUUAUAACGUUAUAAACGAAUUUCCCGAUCUGUUCAUAAGGCCAAAACAUAGAAAGAAAGAAGCUUUAAAACCAAAAUAUAAUCAUGUUACAAUUGACACCGUUAAUAACAUCAAUAUUAAAGAGUUUACAAAGACUAAUUUACCCGUUACUUCUAAGGAAACUACAACUUAUAUUCCAACAGUUCAUGAAACGGUUGAUAAUUGGACGUCUAUAAGAAAUGAGUCUAAUAAAAAUUACGAAGAUAUAAACAAGUUUACCGAUCCGUUCAUAAAGCCAAAAAAUAGAGAAGAAGAAGCUACAAAAUCAACCUCUAAUCAUGUUGUAAUUGGCGACAUUAAUUUCAUCACCAAAGCUUUUAUAACGAUAAAACCACCCGUUUCUUCUUUGGAAACUAUAACCUAUAUUCCAAUAGUUCAGGAAACAAGUUCAAUAGUACCAAAUCAACAACGAAACGAUAAGGAUAAAGACUCGUUGUACAGUACACAAAACUCAGAUGGAGAUAAUUUGCAAUUCGUAAAAACAAAAAAGUCGAAACUGACAAAUCAUGAGGAAAAAGUAGUACCAAACAUCAAUGAAGGGCUUGAUAGUAUAAGCCAUGUAAUAAAGAAAGAAAGGUUGACAGGACGCAAAGUGACGAAUUCUUUAUUUUCACCAAAAAAGAGCAUGUACAGUGAUUCUCAAACACUGAAUAAAAACAAAAAUUUAUCAACGCAAAACAAAGGUUUGAAAUCCCCUUAUAUUGAACAAAAACAUUUAGAUGAUCAAUAUUAUGAGUUUGACGACGAAAGCGAUGGUGAAUACGAAUAUUACGAUGAUUCCUCAUCAGAUGACGAUAGUAUAAUUGAAGGUGUUCUAUUUUUAUCACAUCUCCAGAAAAAAGAACCAGCCAAACACAUUGCGUACCCAAAAUUGUUGCUUGCACAACAACAAAAAAUGGCAAGUAAAGGGUAUUCUCAUUUAGAAUCAACAAAUAAACAUUAUGGCAAUUAUGAUGAUGAUAUCACAUAUGAAUACUAUUCAGAAGAAUAUGACAAUGGGGAAAAUGAUUUUGAUAGCUUUGAUAGCUUUGAUAGCUUCGAUAGCUUCGAUAGCGUUGAUAGCUUUGAUAGCUUUGAAAGCUUUGAAAGUUACGAUGAUGAUGAUUUCAAUAAUAUACCGUCACUAAAAUCCCGAAAACAAUUGUUGAAUAAUGCCAUCAAAACGAAGCCUAAUUUGAUAUCUAGCAAAAUGUUGUAUAAUUUCCCAUCUAAGGAACUUUUGCCAGGUGGUGAUUUACAUACACAUGAUUCUUUGAAACAGGCACUAUAUAAAAAAUUACAACAUGCAAUGAAUGAACAGUUUGAAAAUAAUGUCGACAACAGCAACAAUAACGAACAAAAGAAAGAUAUAAAGCCAAUAAACCUUCAUGCAAACAGCCUUUAUAAGAAUUCUAAUAAGAUGUUUACAAAUAGUCAACAGCAAGUAGAAGGUCUUAAAGGGACCAAUAGUCGUCUCAAUAUUAAAGCAACCAAUAAUCUUUUCAAUAUUAAAGCGACCAAUAGUCCUUUAAAUAUUGACGAACAACAACUCCGACGUUACAAUGCUUUUCAACGAUAUUUAGAUUCAUUGAAGGGAAAGCGAACUAUUGAAAUACAGCGCUAUCUGGCUGCGAUUAAGGGCAAGCAUCAUAUUGCUUAUCAACAUUAUUUGGCUGCAAUGAAAAGACUCGAAGUAAACGCAAGAAAAUCAGAGUAUAAUGAGGACCAUAUGAGUAUUAAAACUAUCAAACCUCAAACCGGUUCUUCUAAAAAUGACGAUGUUGAGUAUUACUAUGAAUAUUACGACGACGAUGACGAAAAUACUAAUGAAAAUGAUCAUGAAUAUUAUUCCGACGAAGACGAAGGCGUUAAGGAACAAAACAAAGCGAUCACAAAGCAAAAUAAUAUACAGUCAAAUCCAGAAGUCCAAAAGCAGUCAGUCAAUUUUGUGACCAAAAAAAAUGAAUUCUAGAACACAAUGUUCACGUUAAGGUCUAAUAUAAGUAGAAUUUUCAAUUAAAACAAAUCUUAAUACCACGUAUUGUCAAAUGCACAUGAUUAUAGACUAGAAUGUUUCGAUUUCCAUAACAAUUUAUAUAUGCACUUGUUUUAUGAAAGAUGCCUCUGUGGUUUCCAAGUAUUUAACGAACUAUUUGUACUCAAUUAGACACAACCAAUAUAAAUAAGUGUAUAAAACAAUUGUCCUGAUAGAAUGUGGUUUUAAACUUUGAAAAUCCUGUCCGUACACUUUCUUAAAAUGUACUUCAUAUCUUUGUUUUUUAUCGCAUGAAAUGUUCUAUGAGGUCUUUUUUGGUCGAAGUAUGCUUCUUUAAAAUUUGUUUUCAUAUCAAAGAAGAAAUUGACGGUAUAAACAUGUAUGUAAAAUUAUAGUAAGAUAAAAAAACAAAUGCAAAUAGUACAAGAUUAACUGACUUUGUUUUAUUGUCAUUCCAAGAAAGGAAAAAUAUAUGAGUUAGAAAGAAGGAAAGAAAAAACAACGACAAAAAACAAAAAAACAACUCCACUGAUAAACAUGCUCAUGCCUUAAAAACUUACUGUUCGUCGUCGCUUGUUUGUCAACCAUUAUUAGGUAUGUAUCUCCAAAAUGAUGAGAUAAAUAUAUUUGUCCAUGCUUUCCAUUCAUUUUCGAUGCCAAAAAAAAUAGAAAAUUUUAAAAUUUCAAUGCGCAUCUGAAUAAAAUUUAACAACUCUGUGUCAUUGUAUCUGAUUUAUAAUAAAAUUAACACUGUAUAAAAUUGAUGCGCCCGAAUUGCUUUUCUUGAUUUACCUUCACCAGGAACGGCGAAAACCAAACAAAUGGAAAACGGGUAUUUAUUUAUAAAUACUAGAGGAGCUGGAUAAGCCAAAACCAUCAAAGCUCAACUUUGCUAAAGGGAGUUACCAUCUAAGAUUCUUAAGAAAUUAUAAAAAAAUAUAUACGGAUAAUUGUACUAGUCAUAUUAAUGGCAUAGGACUUUUUGGCACAUGAUUCCCACUAGCAGCGGUAUCCACCUGGUGCAAGAAAAUAAGAAACGGUGCGUCCAAAUCGCUUUUCUGGAAUUGUCUACACAAUGGUUCCCUCUUUGUCUAAUGAGAGUUGUUAUCACGAAAGCAUUAGUUUUGCUUAGUGUUUAACUUACCCAUCCAGAGCAUAUGUUAUUUAUGUAUUAGUAGUUAGCAUGGGAGUUUUCAUUUCAACAGCAGUUUAUAAUUAAAAUUGUAUGCGUGU
Messenger RNA from Mytilus californianus (California mussel), 4493 nucleotides. Its product is annotated as MATH and LRR domain-containing protein PFE0570w-like. The record is from RefSeq and is a predicted model, not a curated record. Bases 48 to 3236 code for a protein of 1062 amino acids. NCBI's taxonomy places the organism in Eukaryota, Metazoa, Mollusca, Bivalvia, Mytilida, Mytilidae. The transcript is spliced from 2 exons.